UAAGGGAAAAGAAAUAUGGGUCGAAAGAAAGAUUGAUUUUGGGAGUGUGUUGAAAAACAAGAUAAUGGUUGUCGUUUCAAAUGUAAGUUUUGUGAAUGUAUUUUUGCUGGGGGUGCUACAAGGAUUAAAUAUCACUUGGCUGGAGUUAAAGGUCACGAUAUUAAUAUUUGUAAAAAAGUGCCUAAAGAGGUCCAAGAGGAAGCUUCUCUAACAAUUGGUGAACCUAACAAAAAACUUAAGGGUGCAUCAACUUCAAACAAGGAUAAGGAGAGGGAAAUCAGCUCAACUUCAAUAUCAAAGGAUGACAUGUUAAGUGGAGUGUUUGAAAAGAGUAAGGCAGAAUACAUAGCUGAAAUUUUACUUGGUGUUUUUGUGGAGGGACUUCUAGCCAAGUUGAGAUCAAUUGUUAUAGAGCAACAUAUUAGUUUUGAGUUGGGUUUCAAGGAAGUGCUAAUAGACCUUCUUAUCUUGUUAACCCAAAUUCAACUUGUGUUAAAUGAUGCUGAGAAAAGACAAGCAAGUGAUGAUUUUGUGAGGAGUUGGUUAGCAGAGCUUAGACGUGUUGCUUAUGACAUUCAUGAUGUGCUAGACGAGUUUGGCUAUAACAUUCUUCAGCAAAAGGUACUAAACUACUCUUCACCUUCUAAUGACAUUAUCAAAUUCAAUAUGGCAAACAAAAUUAAGACCAUCAACAAAACAUUAAAUAGACUUAAAGGUGACAUUGCUAGUUAUGAUCUUCGAGCGGAGUUCGAGAAUUCGAUCCCUAAGAUUAGCUUUAGCAUGGAGAUAGACUCCUUCCUUGAUGAUUCAAAAGUUAAUCGAAACGUUGGAAAUAACAUUGUUGAAGCAACCUAUUGUGAUAGUGUGACAGAAAUCACAAAGAUUCUUCCCCAAUAUGAAUUAACAGAAUAUGAUUGUUGUGCCAUAUUCAAGGAAGAGCAUUUGCAAAUGAAAGACCUUUACCUCUAG
Messenger RNA from Quercus lobata, 969 nucleotides. RefSeq names its product putative disease resistance protein RGA1. The record is from RefSeq and is a predicted model, not a curated record. The coding region runs from base 307 to 969 and encodes 220 amino acids. Lineage: Eukaryota; Viridiplantae; Streptophyta; Magnoliopsida; Fagales; Fagaceae. The transcript is spliced from 2 exons.